AUGAAGAGAAACGGGGAAGUUAAAGUUGGUGAUCUGAACGCACAUUACCAGUCUACUGUUAACGUCGAUAAAUCAGCAGCAGAAAGUGAUACGUGGGCAAGAGACACUAAUGAUAUGAUGUGUCGUAUCACUGUCCGUGAUGUGGUGCGUCGUAUGAUGCGUGGAACACCGACGGUGUUAAAUGGCCAUCAUAUGAUCACUAACGACUCUCUGGGUAACGGUAAUAUGCUUGUGGAACCAAAACAGAUAUCCUGA
Molecule: messenger RNA, 255 nt
Organism: Angiostrongylus costaricensis
Lineage: Eukaryota; Metazoa; Nematoda; Chromadorea; Rhabditida; Metastrongylidae
Source: the annotation of a GenBank genome assembly